Caenorhabditis elegans is the source of this 501-nucleotide messenger RNA. RefSeq names its product DUF4440 domain-containing protein (gene F14D2.7). Bases 1 to 462 code for a protein of 153 amino acids. Lineage: Eukaryota; Metazoa; Nematoda; Chromadorea; Rhabditida; Rhabditidae. The transcript is spliced from 3 exons. The record is from RefSeq and is marked reviewed.
AUGCGUUUUAAUUCGAUUUCCCUCUUCCCUACAAAACUUUCCCUGUUCCUCCUGUUCUGCAAAAUAAUGCGGCUCCCAACUCUUCUCAGUCUUCUCUUCCUUGUGGCAUUUUCUACUGUGAAAUGUAACUAUAGGAGUCGUCAAGUGCCUUCAGGGUGGGCUAAGACGGUCCUAGAGAAUCAUAUUCACGCGCUUGGAGGAGCAAUCAGGAGCCAGAACAGGGAGCUUUUGGGCAAGUUGUUCAGAGCGGAUGAAACAAACACAAUUGAAAUUCUUCUUUCCAAGUACAAAACUGCAAAGUUCUCUGUGCAAAACGCCCAAUACGUUGGUUCUGACUACAAGGAGAUUCAGGGAAGUGUCCGGGUAAAGCCUGAAGGAAAGAUCGUAGUCACCUUGGCCCAUAAUGGAAGAGCCCAACUGGAUGGAUCAUCGAAAAAAUUGGAGAACGCAGAUCAUUUUUGAAUGUUGUUUGAAUAAAGUACAUUUUUAAGCUGUCAAAAU